GCGGUAUUUUUAUAGCUCUAAGCUGGACUAGAAUGGCUAUUGCACUGGUUCAGAUUCUUAAUUUAUUUUAUCUCUAGUGUUUUAAACUUUACUGCUUAAGCAGAUUGGAUUCAAAUUUCGGGAGUAUGAACAACAUGAAAGUUAGUGGAACGCAGCAGUCCGCUUCUGCUCUACAAAAUGAGUUUGAUAUGCUAAUGGUUGCAAAUGAAAGUUUACUUCAAAAGCUUCACCUUGCAGAGGAGAGGUGUGAAGAAGCAGAAGCAAGAGCUCAGCUGCUUGAGAAACAGGUGAAGGAAGCAGCCCAGAAGGAGGAGGCUGCUUCAAAAGGUGGAACACAAACUCAGUUGAUUGCUGCUCUUCAUACAGAAGCUAAGAUAGCAAGAGAUGAAACAAAUUCCGUCUUAGAGAAGCUCAAUGCAGCAGACUUUGAAAUCAAAGCACUGAAAACAGUAUCUCAAAGGAUGAUGCUGACUGAGGAAGAGAUGGAAGAGGUUGUUUUAAAGAGAUGCUGGCUUGCUCGUUAUUGGAGUUUAUGUGUGGAACAUGGUAUUCAGGCCGAUAUAGCCGGAGUGAAAUAUGAAUAUUGGUCAUCAUUUGCACCUCUUCCUUUUGAAAUAGUAUUAGCUGCUGGACAAAGAGCCAGAGAGGAGGAUAUGUCAUCCAGCAACGAUUUAGAAGAAAGACAGAAGAUCCUGAAAUACACUAAUGAACUAUCCGGGGAGAGAAAUGUUGAGAGCAUGCUUUUAGUGGAGAAAGGUCUAAGGGAACUGGCUUUAUUAAAGGUAGAGGAUGCGGUUACAUUCGCAUUGGCUAAACAACGACGCCCAAAUAUGCUAAAAAAUGAGGAGGUGAAACUGCCUACCGAUGGUCAAUUCGAGAUAUUCGAAUUGAGCCAAGAGGAGUCUGAUGACGUGCAUUUUAAGCAGGCUUGGCUAACAUAUUUCUGGAGGAGGGCAAUGACCCAUGGUGUGGAACCUGAUAUUGCAGAAGAACGUUUGCAGUCGUUGAUCACCUGCAGUUCAGAACCGUGCACUUCGCAGGAUGCAGUCGAUGUUGAGCGUGGGCUUAUUGAGAUUAGGAGGUUAGGGCUGGAGUCCCAGUUAUGGAAGACGUCUCGGCGAGGGCUCGAGCUAGGCGCCACUGCCCGGUUGCAUACUGAGACAGAUUUCUAA
Messenger RNA from Hibiscus syriacus, 1172 nucleotides. RefSeq names its product coiled-coil domain-containing protein SCD2-like. The record is from RefSeq and is a predicted model, not a curated record. Lineage: Eukaryota; Viridiplantae; Streptophyta; Magnoliopsida; Malvales; Malvaceae. The transcript has 13 exons. Bases 126 to 1172 code for a protein of 348 amino acids. Gene Ontology annotation, biological process: cytokinesis by cell plate formation.